Molecule: messenger RNA, 1016 nt
Organism: Suillus subalutaceus
Lineage: Eukaryota; Fungi; Basidiomycota; Agaricomycetes; Boletales; Suillaceae
Exons: 6
Source: RefSeq, a predicted model, not a curated record
AUGCCUUCUCAAUCCGCCACGACUCCACCAACUCGUCAUACUCGCCCAACUAAUGCAACUGCGCAUCCUGAUGAAAAGGCAACACAAGCGGCAGCACAGGCAGCGGCUGUUGAGGCAGGCGCCAAGUGUGUGGCUGGUAUAGAGUUGGAGAUGGAAGCCAAGCAGAUUGAGACGUUGAUGAGGAAGGCAAAGGGAGUCUGUCCCCGUCCAACUCCUUACAAAGGCAAGAAGGCUGUAAAUGAUAUUGCAGCCUCAGCUGGUGGCAGUGGCAAUCUAGCUGAUGAGGAUGAGGUGCCGAUGGAUAUCGAUUGUGGUGAAAAUGACCAGGAUCCAUGUAGUGAGGUAAAGAAGAAGGUUACCAAAAUGUCGAUGAAAGAUGUUGUCAAUCGAGUGUGUGAUCAAAUCAAGUGGCAGGUGGCUGUUGAUGGAGAUAAGGCAGGUGCAUGUGCUGAUAAGAAAGGCAACUCACUUGGUACCAGCGUGGUGCAGAACUGGGCUUCUGGCAUCAAAACCCAAAUCGGGUCUCAAAACUUGGACACAAGUCAUGUGACUCACACUUCAGCAUCACCUCCACCUUCGACGAUUUUCUCUCGCCUUACAAGCUCUUCUAGGACCACUCAUAGUGUGAUUCCGGCUGACAUUCCUAAGGGUCCUCUUGAAGCUUGUGUACCUGACGAUGCACUUGUUGAAGGUUUUACUGACAGUGAGGAUGAGGGUGAUGAAUUGGAGCGCCUGGCUGCACAUGGAAUAACUGCCAAGGAAGGGAGAUCAGCUUCAGCAGUGGCAGUUACUCUCACAGUUGACAGCUCUGAUGAAGAGUUUGAGCUUCCGGCAGAGUUAUGUGCCCCAUUUACCCAGAUGUCACCAAAGGGUCCAUCCAGCACUGCUGCACCUAGCAGCAUUCUCAAACGGAAGGCUUCUGAAGAUCUUGACUUGGUCCCUGGGAGUGAAAUCAAAGACUUUUCAGAUGAUGCACCUCCAAAGUCCCGGGAGGUCGAUCAGAAGCACACACCAAA